Messenger RNA from Stegostoma tigrinum, 5723 nucleotides. RefSeq names its product protein FAM149B1. The record is from RefSeq and is a predicted model, not a curated record. The transcript is spliced from 16 exons. The coding region runs from base 192 to 2207 and encodes 671 amino acids. Lineage: Eukaryota; Metazoa; Chordata; Chondrichthyes; Orectolobiformes; Stegostomatidae. Gene Ontology annotation, biological process: cilium assembly; protein localization to cilium.
GUUUCCAUGGCAGCGUGGCCCAGUCAGGCGCUAAAUCCCCAGGACUGAGAGAGCCCGGAAUAGGCCCGUCCUUCUUUGGUGCCGACAAAUUACCCGGGACUGGGGGUGCCGUGCCCGGCUCCGGGGAGAGCGAGCGAAUGCCAGGCUUCCGAGGCAGAUAGCCAGUGCGAUGUGCGGUGACAGGCGACGAAAUGAUCCACAGAUACAGCCGGAGGCCGCUGUCUACGCCGCCGGAGAUACAAAACUUGUUGCAAUGCAGUGUUGAAAAUCAUCUGCUGCCAGAUAAACCAGAAGAGUUUUCAACACCAUCACCUAUCACCAGUGUCGAAGAUGUUGACUCCACCUGUAGUUGUGAGUCCGAGAUUUCUGAGGACAUCAGUAGCCAACCUUCACAGGAUGAUUUUGGACACCCUUGGUCUGCUGCCAACAGUUACACAGGAACCAGGAUCUCUACUGCCUGCAGCUCUACUUUCUCUUGGGGUGACAAUGAAUUUGAGAAAGCAACCUCCCACCAGGUUCAACAAAUGUUCUGUGAGAUUGAUGAUCUUCUGUUUGAAGAUAAGAAAAGUUCUCGUGUGCAGAAGCUGGAGAAGGAGUGUCAGGAAUGGAAAUGCAGCUUCCCACAUUUUCGAAUUUUGGGGAAACAAAUAGUCCCUCCUGUUGAUGAAGCUUUUUCUUGGCAUCCUGGUCCAGAGCACAUUGCUACUCCUUUGCCAAUUUCCAAUUCAGGCUCUGACGCAGAUGUGACUGAACUUUGUGUUCUUGGUAAGAAAGUGGCCAUCUCCGAUCUUUCUCAAUGCAAAGAUGGUGACUUUAUGCAGAAGAUUGCCAUGUUUCCUGGGGAAGAAGAUGAAGAGGCAGAGAAUGGCGUGAUUGUUACUGAAGGCAUUGUUGAGGAAUACCUAGCAGUUGAUCACCGAGAGUUGGAAGGUGACUGUGAGAAGUUGGCCCCUACUUUGCAAAAUGAAAGCAGACUGGGGCUACCUCCAGUGUCUUCGAGUCACUGCAGGAGAAAUAUAAUCGUGGCAGAGCUCUUUGAUGAGGUGUGGCUGGAAGUCCUGGGUUGCAUGGAGGAGCUGAUCCGGAAGCACUGGGAAGGGCAUGUUUCAGAUGAAGAGAAGAGUACUGCCUCAGAUGAAAGUGCAGGAAUCGAGCCCAAAAAUUUGUUCUUGCCUCUUGAAUUGCAGCCAUCACAAGAUCAAGUGCCAGCUUUGAGCUCUUAUUUAACAAAAUCUCAGCGGUUUGAUUCAACUGAGUGGCUUGCUGUGCAACUCCAGAAGGCAUUUAAGAAUCAACCACGAUGGUGUGGAUCUGGAGUCACAUAUAGGUCAGAUGAGGUUCAACAAGCACACAUUGAAGCAGUACAGAACAGGCCAAGUAGUUUGCAGAUCCAAGUGAUUCCCUUUCAUCAGCGAAACACUUCGUUGUCUGGGAAGAUUCAAGAUCAAGAUGAGAGGCCUGUUCUGCGACCACGUUCAAGUAUCAUCUCUUCAAACCAUUUUCGAGCAAACCAUCUAUUGCAACCUAGCGUUUGCUCCGUGUCCUACCCAGUUCCUUCUGCAAGACGACGCAAUCCUCCUCGGACACUGCACCCAAUACAUUCCAGUUUAUCUCAUUCUGGAACUCUGGCUGGAUCCAUUGAUGAAGUGGUGCAGAGUGUACAGUUACAAACAGCAAGUGAUCGUCUCUCUGCCCCAACUCUGCCUCUGAGACACAAUGCCCUGCUUCCACCUAUCGGCAGCGUUGAUGUUGAUCAUUCAGCUGGAAAGUUAACUGACCACAGACCACAGAAAAUGCGAAUGUAUUCAAAUCGGGCUCACAGUGCAGUAAUAGAUGAGACAAGUCAUCUGCCUCCAAGAGACAGAUUUCCGGGACAUGAAUACUUUACCAGGCCCAAAACUUCGCACACCUUCCGGUCAGAUUUUUCUUACCACCGGUCCUUCACUGCUCUGGAAUAUGCUCAUCAGUCACACACUGACAGGAGAUUUGCUGGACCAGAUUCCAAUUCCACUCAAGUGACUGGACUGAAUUUGAGUAGUUCCACUUCCUCUCCCCUCGAAAUGUUGCAACAUCACAGCCACAGUGGGUCACUAAUUGAAACUGAAGAGAAGGUGGAGGAGCAGACAUCACUGGGUCACCGCCUACCGCUUCCCAUCCCACCUAAUAUUCGUGGAGGCAUUGGCUCGAGAAGCAGGACUGCGUUAUAGAAAACAAUGGAACGGAGCUUAAUGGAAUCAAGAGGCUACCCCACCCAUCCUAGUGAAUGAUGUCUGGACCAAAGCAAGUUGUUAUUUGCACAAUCCAGGAACAUAGCCAGCAAGCAGCACACCCUCUCGUUCUAGCUGACUGGUUUUAUUCAGAGCAAUGACUGAUAUAAAAUGUCACCAGCCAUCUCUUUAGUUUGAACGCAACAUGAGAGGAAUUUUCAGUUCAUUUGCUGUGACGACCAAGUAGUGAUGAUUUGAUCAAAUUCCUGACUGCUGGUACAGCAAAGCCUUUAUUCAUAGAUUGAUAUUUACCAGGAUAGAAUCGUGUCAGUUUAACCUCCCACGUAGGCCUUUGCUAGCCAUUAGAUUGAUUUCGAAGGAAGCCUUAGGCAGGUGUUGAAGACUUUCUGCCUCCAGUAUCUAUGACUAGUUUGGUGAUAGUUAUGAGAUGCUGGAUUUGCAAUUGGCUAUUGAAGUUACCUUGUACUGAUCUGUAAUGAUGGAGUAAGGGGAUCCCAGGAAUGAGUAGAUUUAAGGGAUCCUGGAACUGUUUUGGAAUGGAUUUCCUGGUAAGUGUGGGAGGUAGGGGUCCUAGACAUGUGUGGGAGGGAGUGCUCAUGGGAACCUGUGGGAGGAAGGGGUACCGGGAACACCUGGUAGACAAGGGACCCAGGAAUAUGCAGGAGUGAGUUUCUGUAAUGUGUGGGAGUCGAAGGUCUUGGGAAUGUGUGCGGGUAGGUGGUCACACUUGAAAUUAGCUUUUGGAAGAUGUUAUCCAGAUUUUGAUUUGUGAGCCUGAAAUUACAGAGAAUGAGAGUGAUGAUCUCUCAGUAUGGACUAGGAGAAUCCUUAGUGAACACGUGACCUCCUGCUUCACAAUUGCACUGUCUGUCUCCCUCUUCUCCCAAACACCAUCAAUGGAGAAUAAAUGUUUGGUUGCUCCGACUUGAGAAUAUGGGUGGAAUUUUUGUGAGUAAGCCCAGUGUGAACAUAACAUUGUCCAUUGGUGUACCAAGAGCUAAGUGACCUGAGGAUAAUACAUUCCUUUCUUCACCCUAUUUCUGCCUUUGGGAAUUAAAGCUCAGAGGCAUCUAUUCAAACAAGUUUAUAGAUUUCAGAGUGAUAAUAUACUUGAAUGAUCCACGGGCAGAUCAGAACCACACUGUAACUUUAUGUUCCAAGGCUUACUAUUUCACACUUUAGAGAAUCUUGUGUUCUAAGUCGACAUUAAAACUGCUGAAGGAAACGUUGCUGGUUAGCAACACUGACAGAGAUAUAUUGCAGAGGCUGACUGUUGCUCACCUGACAAGCGGUUCAGCACUGAAGGGUGCAUUCACUUCAAUUAACCAUACAACCCAGUACUGAUCUGCACAGCUUACUAUCACUGAUUUAAGCAGACAUUGUUCACACCACUCCAGAAUUGGAACUAAAGUGUUUCACUGCUGUUGUGUUAAUAGAGACAUACAAAUCGGAGAAAGUCGACUAGUCCCUGGAUCCUGUUCAGCUAAUCAGUAAAAUCAAAGCUGAUCUGUAACCUGAGUCCAUAUACCCAACUUUGCUCCUUAUUUGUUAAUAAAUCUGGAUAAUAAAACUAUUAAUCCUGGUUUAAUAUGAACAAUUGAUCUAAUAUCACUUAGUAUUGCAGAAGGGAAUUCCAAAUUUCUUCCACUCUGUGUGGAAAAGUGUUUCCUAGUCUUACUCCUGAAAUACCCAGCUCUAAUUUUUAGGAAAUAGACUCCCCCUUGUCCACUUUUAUCUAUUUUCUUUAAUAACUUGAUCAGCUCAAAUCACCCUGAAAGUCUCUGAAUUCUGGACAAGAGAAUUCCACUUUAAGGAUUCUCUUUUCAUAAUUAGCAAUCCCAGUAUCAUUCAGUUAAAUCUAUCCUCUACGUCCUCCUAAGCCAAAAAAGUCUUUCUUGAAGUCUGGUGACCAGCACCAUUCUUAGUACUUGAGACAUCAUCUGACCAGGACAUUUUAACCUGUCAGUGGAUCUUUGCUUCGUUUAAAUAGUGGAUAACUUUGCCAAAAUAAACCUUUGAAGUUUUCAGUGUGAAGCAUUAGAAUGUCAAAUUACUACCACAAGAAUACUGAAUUCUUAUUUUAAUACAUUCAAAAUAAAAUCCUACCUCCAUAUUAAUACCAUUUCCCCUUGACUGUUGCUCAGAUCAUAAUUGCACAUGAAUCCAAUUCACUCACCUUCCAACACUUUACAUUGGAUUUUAGUAGGAUUAUUACUGAUUUUUAGGAAUAGAAGCACUAGGAACACGAGUAAACAAUUCAGCCCCUCGAACCUGCUCCACCAUUCAAUAUAAUCAUGGCUGAUCUCAUCGCAACCUUAACUCCAUUUUCCUCUCUGGUUUCAAUCACCCUUCAACCCAUUACUCAUUAAAUGUCUAUUUCCUCCCUUUCCUUGUUCUCUUAUCAUCAGCUUGCUGUACUUGUGAUUUGAGAGACCAGCCAGCUGUGCAGUUUAUGUUUUCUGCAAUUGAGUUCACUAAGUGACAGUCUGGGUCAUCUAAUUACCUUUACAGUUCUCUAUACUGUGCCAUUUCUCCUGUGCUCUGUAUUUUCGCCAGAGUUAAAAAUUACUUUGGACUCCCAUUAGCUUCUUGUCAACCACAGCUAAGUCAGCCUGGGAUAGAGAUACACCAUACCUAUACAUUCAGCUGACAAUACUCAGUGGUGUGAAGCAUUUCAGAUUGAGCUGAAAACCUGCUCUCUCGAUCCUUCCCUCCCCCAAAUAAUGCUCAAUGUCCAAAGAUGAUCUGCAAGGUCUUUGUUGGAUCGAAUUCCACUCCAUCUUCACCCUUCUCCUCCAUGUCUAGAUUGCCAUCCUUCCAAAUGUACUCUUUCCCUUCCACUUCCUGCACACCUUCUGUCUCCAACCUUCCAUCUCUAGCUCUUCCACUUCACCCACUUCUCUAAUCCUCUAAUGCCCUUCUCCACUUCAGCAAUGCUUUUCUCUAUUCCCAACCCAUCCACAACCACAUACAAUGAACAAUUGCCAUCUCCUUCCCAUGUUUCUUCAUCCAACAGCUUUGCUGAUGAUAUUUUUUAACAGCAUUCUAGCCACAGAUUUGGUGGUUAACAAUCACAUUUUUUCAACCAAUGUUGUGUUCAGAGUGUGGGAGAAUAGCUCAGGAGCUCAAGACAUUUCUGACAGUCACUGCUUGUUGAUAUCUGAGAGUUGAUCUGGAGAGGAUCAGAUGAUUGAUUUAUUCAUUGAUCAGAGGUCAGAGGAUUGUAACAAUCGCACAAUAGUUCUGCCUCAGGUUGGGAUCCAUUUAAAUCUUAUGCAUGUGUUGGGAGGGUACAGACUGGGGUAUGUGUAAUGGGUCGAUAAGAUAUUGUACUGAACAGAUUACAGAUUCAUUUUAAGGAAAUCUAAAGUCUGUUUUAUUGCUGCCGUGAAGAUUCAAAUACUAUUUUUGGUGUUAUUAAUGUUUUGUAAAUUUAUAUGCCAGAAUUUUUAUAAAUAUACUUUAGUUUUGAUUAUACAAUAAAAUUUAUGCUAA